GGCUGUUGCCAGUGGGUUCGAUCUACUCUCUAGUGUUUUUUUCUCUUUUUCGACUAAUGGCCUUGAGCCGGCUCUCGUUGGCCUCUCUUCCUACGACGGAGUUCCCUGUUUCAUUUGCUUCCUGCUCAAUCUCCAAUUUGUGCUUGACACUUCCCUUUUUUGCUCGCCAGUUAGUUCGUGCACUUCUAUUGGACCCAUUUUCUUCGCCUUUGGGCAGUUGAGAACCUCUUGUCUUGGACAGACAGACUUUGUGUAGCCCUCGCUGUGCUGGAACUCACUCUGUAGACCAUGUUAGCCUCUAACUCAGAGAUGUACCUGUAUCUGCCUCCCGAGUGCUGGGAUUAAAGAGUUCUGCAUCAUGGCAGUCAAGUGGACCAGUGGACACUCAUCUUCUGUCCUCUGCCUAAAUGCAAGUAAAGAUGGGCUGGUGGCUUCAGGAGCAGAGGGUGGAGAGCUUGUGGCUUGGGGUGAAGAUGGGACUCCAUUAGGACACGUACAGUUGGAAGGGGCUGAUGAUGUUACCAGCAUCCUGUUUUCUCCCUCCUGCCCCACCAAGCUCUAUGCCUCCCAUGGAGAAAGCAUCAGUGUACUAGAUGUCAGGUCUCUUAAAGGGACCCUGGACCAUUUUCAUGUGAAUGAUGAAGAAAUCAAUUGUCUUUCACUAAAUGAAACGGAAAGUUUGCUGGCUUCUGCUGAUGACUCUGGAGCAAUCAAAAUCCUGGACUUGGAAAAGAAGAAAGUCACCAGGUCCCUGAAGAGACAUUCUAACAUCUGUUCCUCUGUGGCUUUCCGACCUCAGCGGCCUCAGAGCCUGGUGUCAUGCGGCCUGGAUAUGCAGGUGAUGCUGUGGAGUCUUCAAAAAGCCCGACCCGUCUGGAUUACAAAUUUACAGGAGGAUGAAACAGAGGAAACAGAAGGCCCCCAGUCCCCUGGUCGGCUCCUAAACCCCGCUUUAGCCCACUCUGUCUCUGUGGCAUCGUGUGGCAAUGUUUUCAGCUGUGGUGCAGAGGAUGGUAAGGUGCGCAUCUUCAGGGUGAUGGGAGUCAAGUGUGAGCAAGAAUUGGGAUUUAAGGGUCAUACUUUGGGGGUAUCCCAAGUCUGCUUUCUGCCUGCGUCCCAUCUGCUGCUUACUGGAGGGAACGAUGGAAAGAUACGGUUGUGGGAUGUGGGCAGUGAAAUGGAGAAGAAGCAAAAGAGUCCUGCAAAACACACCCACAGGAAGAAAGCAAAAAGAGCGGCUUGCCCCAAGCAGGGUGGGAACUCCAGUGCCACGGGAGCAGAUGAGGAGAAGCAUGCAAAGAUUCUGCCAAAGCUCGACAUUGAACAUGGAGAAAAAGUGAACUGGCUCUUGAGUACAAAAAUAAAAGGACAGCAAAGUAUAUUAGUGGCCGAUCAGACGAGUUGUAUAUCCAUGUAUCCCUUAAGUGAACUUUAGGGCCAAUAAAAAACUCUGUAAGAACUCUGA
Messenger RNA from Myodes glareolus (Bank vole), 1465 nucleotides. RefSeq names its product WD repeat domain 53 (gene Wdr53). The record is from RefSeq and is a predicted model, not a curated record. NCBI's taxonomy places the organism in Eukaryota, Metazoa, Chordata, Mammalia, Rodentia, Cricetidae. Gene Ontology annotation, molecular function: protein binding.